AUGAUUUCUCCGGUUUUUCACAAGUGGAUGAGGAAUAUUUCUCCUGAGAUGCUGCCGCUGCUGCUGCUGCUGCUGCUGCCCAUAUUGUGGUUGUUACCUCUGGCUGGAGCGGCUCCUUCUCAGACCACCGAGCAGCUGGACAUGGGGGUGGACUGGCUGAGUAAGUUUGGCUACCUCCCGCCCCCCGACCCAGUGACUGGCCAGCUCCAGACCAAGGAGGCCCUCACCAAGGCCAUCAAAGCCAUGCAGAAGUUCGGAGGGCUGAAGGAGACCGGGAUUUUAGACCAAGCCACCCUGGGCCUCAUGAAAACACCCAGAUGUUCCCUGCCAGAUGUGUCCGAGGCCGAGGGGACGAUGGGGCGCCGGAGACGGAGCCUGACUCCUCAGAACAAAUGGAACAAAAGACAUCUGUCCUGGAGAGUGAGGACCUUCCCCAAGGACUCGGCCUUGCUGGGCAGGGACACCGUUCGGGCCCUGAUGCACUACGCUUUGAAGGUCUGGAGCGACAUCGCGCCGCUCAACUUCCACGAGGUGGCCGGCAGCGACGCCGACAUCCAGAUCGACUUCACCAAGGCCGACCACAACGACGGAUAUCCGUUCGACGGGCCGGGGGGCACCGUGGCGCACGCCUUUUUCCCCGGAGAGAGGUUCACGGCUGGAGACACGCACUUCGACGACGACGAGGCCUGGACCUUCAGAUCACCAGACUCUCACGGGAUGGAUCUGUUCGCGGUCGCGGUCCACGAGUUCGGCCACGCCAUCGGCCUGGUCCACACCUCGGCCAUCGAGUCCAUCAUGAGGCCGUACUACCAGGGUCCCGUGGGAGACCCUCUGAAGUACGAUCUGCCCUACGAGGACAAAGUCAGAGUCUGGCAGCUGUACGGUGUCAGAGACUCAGUGUCCCACACAAAUCAGCCGGUGAACCCUUCUCAGACGGCCGAGCCGCCCGUUCUGCUGGACCUUCCUGAAAAUAGAUCCACGGUCCUGCUGGCACGAGAUGCCCCAGACAGAUGCACCAGUCACUUUGAUGCAGUGGCCCAGAUACGAGGGGAGGCCUUCUUUUUCAAAGGAAAGUACUUCUGGCGCCUAACGAGAGAGAAGCACCUGGUUUCCCUGCGUCCCGCUCAGAUCCAUCGCUUCUGGAGAGGCCUCCCAAACAACCUGGACAGCGUGGACGCCGUGUACGAGCGGCCCGGGGACCACAAAAUAGUCUUUUUCAAAGGUCUGAAAUACUGGGUCUUCAAAGACAACAUCGUGGAGGAGGGCUAUCCUCGUCCCAUCAGCGACUUCGGCCUCCCGAUGGAAGGAGUGGACGCCGCCUUCGUUUGGCUGCACAACGACAAAACCUACUUCUUCAAGGACAACCACUACUGGCGCUACGACGACCACCAGCGGCGCAUGGACCUGGGCUACCCUAAAGACAGCACGCUGUGGAAGGGGCUGCCGCCACAGCUGGACGACGCCAUGAGGUGGUCGGACGGCUCGUCCUACUUCUUCAAGGGGAAGGAGUACUGGCGGGUGCCGGGCAGCGACAUGGAGGUGGAGGCCGGAUACCCCCGCCUCAUCGCCAAGGACUGGCUGCUGUGCACUGAGAUGCAGUCGGACUCUCCGGACGCGGAGCCCAAAAGCACGGAGACGAGAGUCAACGUGCACCGGCACCCGGACCACGCCGAGAACGGCUACGAGGUGUGCUCCUGCACCUCGGACACCGCCUCGCCUUCGGGGGUCCGCGUCUCGCCGUCGCCCCUCUGGCUGCUGCCUCCUCUCUGGACGCUGUCGCUGGUCCUCCGCUCUGAACUGCUAUGAUGCUAAAGCUCGGGUCAAGGCGCCACGCUGCUGGAGGGCCGGCGGACGAACCAACACCUGGAAAAUGUUGUUCUUAUUAUAUAAUUUCAUAUCCGUUUUUCUGUUGUUUUUUUCUGGCUCUAAUUUUGCUGUUAUUUAUUUUACGUGUCAUCUGUCGGCCGCCGCCAACAGAAGCAGUCAUUGUUACAACCCACUUAUAAUGCUUUACAAAGGUUUUUAUCGAACACGUCGUCUCUGCAAGGAAACUGAACAGCAUUGUAGUCUGAGAGCACCCAAAGUGAUUUGUUUGUCUUCGUGUGCAGCAGAAGCCUCACGUACGCUCCAGUUAAAUCCUCUCUGAAUGACGAACACGCAGCAGAAGGUUGCUUCACCAAAAUUGCCUCAAAAUUACAUCAAAAUUAGCCAAACCCAUGUUUUCACGCUCACCUCAACGCGAUGCCUGGUUAGAUGUUUACCACCGCCGUGCACUGGAGAUGAAUGGAAUCCAUUCUGCGCUUAUUUUAUUUGAACACCGCGUGUCUUUGCGAAAAUGAUUUAUGUGCGGAUAACCCACACAACAUUUUUUUAUUUUUUAAAGUAGUUGCUUCCCGCUAUGAAAAUAGUUUGCAACAAGGUCUGUAAAUUAUCCCGAGUAGCAGGGAUGCUGUUUGUGAAAAGACGCAUUGCUGUUGGAUUUAAAGUUAAUUAAAAGUCAUUUUUUCUGCGCGGUGUGCACAACCGCCGCCGCUUUCCAUUCAUCUCCAUUGUACCCGGUGUCUCAGAAAGCGGGGAAAUAAAACCGAAGUGGGAUAGCAACAGAGGUACGGUUUUAUUUUUUUAUUUGAGGAACUGACCUUUUAUUAAUCCCUACAAUCCACACACACACUUAUCCAUCCCUGCGCUGGUAAAGUGCUUGUGAUGAGCAUGAAUGUCUGAAUGCUUCUGGCAGACAGAUGCAUGGACGAGUAGGCGGCCGCACCGAUUUCCUCGCCUAAAUCUCUUUUCUGAAGCGAGGAACUGCUGCUCCUGUUCACCUCCUGAGUUGUUCGCAUUCCUCAGUGUCUCUGGCAUUAGGUUCCUGUUUAUUUCACAAUCGGGUCGUAGAGUUCAUAGAGUCUCCUCUACCUGUAUCGCCCCCCUUUAGCUCCGACGUCACAGCCCCUGGAUUUAUUCUUGCUGUAAAGAUAUAUUUACCUAUAGACUGAUAUAUUUGAGUUGAGCGGUUCUGCAGUUGUUGCAUCACCAAGUGGACUGUGUAUAUUUUAAUCUGUGUUUUCUAAUGUAAAAUAUUUUUGUAGAAAAAUUAAAGAAAAAAAAAGAAAACAUAA
This is a messenger RNA of Stegastes partitus (bicolor damselfish), 3113 nucleotides long. Its product is annotated as matrix metalloproteinase-17-like. The record is from RefSeq and is a predicted model, not a curated record. Gene Ontology annotation, molecular function: zinc ion binding; metalloendopeptidase activity. The coding region runs from base 1 to 1806 and encodes 601 amino acids. Gene Ontology annotation, cellular component: extracellular matrix. Lineage: Eukaryota; Metazoa; Chordata; Actinopteri; Pomacentridae. The transcript has 10 exons. Gene Ontology annotation, biological process: extracellular matrix organization; proteolysis; collagen catabolic process.